UUUGCCCGACAAUUUGUGAUGAGACGUAAUACUUGUCGUACAUACAAGAUUGAGUAAGAGAGAAAGUGUGAAAAGAGCAGUACAGAUAGUGUGUCCGAAUUGAAAACGAAUAAUUUUCAAUGAAUUUGAGCUAGUGAUUCGCUGUGUGACAUACACGAAGGCAAGAAAUAAUCAAAUCAGCUUCAAUUUGUUUUGGAUUUCUGAACGAGAAAAAAAAGGAAAAAAAAUCGCAGGCACAUUUUCUCAAGUGGUUUUUUGUUCGCAUAUAUAUUCCCGAAUUUAAACAAAAAAAGAAGCCAUGGCUAGCCAAACUCAAGGAAUCCAACAAUUGUUAACAGCUGAAAAACGAGCUGCAGAAAAAGUUGCGGAAGCAAGAAAACGCAAACAACGUCGUUUGAAGCAAGCCAAAGAGGAGGCCCAAGAAGAGAUCGAAAAGUAUCGUUUGGAACGUGAUCGUCAAUUCAAAGAGUUCGAAGCCAAGCACAUGGGCUCAAAAGAAAGUGUUGCUGCUAAAAUCGAUGCGGACACUCGCGUGAAGAUAGACGAAAUGAAUCGGUCAAUAUCAACAAAUCGGCCAGUAUUGAUUCAAGAGCUGUUAGACUUGGUCUACGACAUCAAACCCGAAUUGCACAAAAACCUUCAGCUCCAGUUGCAGAACUAAGCUGAAUAAAAUUGCGACAGACACAUAUACACACAUUUAAUAAUUCGCGAUACAAAUACUACUAACACAUACAUUAUUUUCAAACAAAAAACUAAAUCCUUUUAAAUCAAAUUUCAAGAACAAAAAAUAAUCAGCUACAACAAAACGAAACAAAACAAAAAACAACAACCGUUUCUUCUUAGUCAAUACACUUGCAACCAUAUUUUAGUUUUAUUGUUUGUCCAAUUUAUCGCGCGCAAGUGAUGCAUGCUGGUAAUGCCAUGCCAAGCAUUCACUGUCGAUGUGCAACGACACAAAAAACAUCGCACACCAUCAAGAGAGAGAAAAAAUUAAUAUCCGAAUGAAAAUAACAAAAAAUGUUGUGGCCAUAAAUGGUUAAAGCACGAUUGAUAUUGGCGCACUAUAUUCUAAUCAAAUAUAUAGAUAAACAAUAACAACAAAAGCAAAAGGGAUGCAAAUAUUAAUGAAGUAAAAGAAAACAAAACAAAGAUAUGCAAGAAAUGAGAUAAAUACAAGUAUGUUCUAGAGAAUAGGAGUAAUAAUGAUAAUAAUAAUAGAUAAUAGUUCAUGAAAACAAAAUAAUAAUCACUUUAUUUGAAUUCAAUGUGUUAUGUAUAUUGACGGUCAAUCGCGUUCUCUAUUAUUCGUUAAGAUUUUUACUAUUUUUUUUUGUUUUAAAUCAACCCCGAUUCGAUUUUUCGCCGUCACCGCCGGUACCGUAGCCGUGCCUAAAACGAUUUUGUUUGUAAACUUUUGUUUUUCUUUUGCAUACGAUUUUAAGCUUGUAUAUUUAAUUUUUCAAUAUGUUUCCAAAUACGUUUUUUUCUUACUUUCUUUCUUUUUUUUGCUUCAGUCUAAAUUCCAUGGCUAUUGAAUUUUUUAUUCAUGAACAUUGAACAUUCACAAGUAUUAUUACAUUGCGUUAUUUUUAUUAUUUUUUUUGUUUUUUUUUUUAAAUCAAAAGCACAGUUAGCUGUAUCCCAAGUUAUUCCGUUGGAGUUAUUUAAGCACAAUUUGAAUGCGACAAAGCACGAUAACGAAACGAAAAAUCCAAAAUAAAACACACACACACACAGAGAGAGAGAGAGAGAGAGUGUAACGAAACAUUUAUUGUUUAGGUGAUUUUUUUCUCAUAUUAAGAUCACUCUAACUCUGGCCAUAUUAUAAAAUCUGUAAGAAUGUGGUUCAUGCAUGUUAUUGUCCAUAAAUUCUGUUGAAUAAACCAUACAAUUUAUGAUUA
Sitodiplosis mosellana (orange wheat blossom midge) is the source of this 1901-nucleotide messenger RNA. Its product is annotated as V-type proton ATPase subunit G-like. Gene Ontology annotation, biological process: proton transmembrane transport. Bases 299 to 661 code for a protein of 120 amino acids. Gene Ontology annotation, molecular function: proton-transporting ATPase activity, rotational mechanism. Lineage: Eukaryota; Metazoa; Arthropoda; Insecta; Diptera; Cecidomyiidae. The transcript is spliced from 3 exons. The record is from RefSeq and is a predicted model, not a curated record. Gene Ontology annotation, cellular component: vacuolar proton-transporting V-type ATPase complex.